This is a messenger RNA of Anthonomus grandis grandis, 7567 nucleotides long. RefSeq names its product protein smoothened (gene smo). Gene Ontology annotation, molecular function: patched binding; transmembrane signaling receptor activity. Lineage: Eukaryota; Metazoa; Arthropoda; Insecta; Coleoptera; Curculionidae. Gene Ontology annotation, cellular component: dendrite; plasma membrane; cilium. The record is from RefSeq and is a predicted model, not a curated record. Gene Ontology annotation, biological process: smoothened signaling pathway; positive regulation of smoothened signaling pathway; commissural neuron axon guidance. The coding region runs from base 363 to 3515 and encodes 1050 amino acids. The transcript is spliced from 11 exons.
UAUGCAGCUAUUGCUCUCUUACAUUUUCUGCCAUGUUUUGUAAACACUGAAAAGUUUGUGCUUUCAAGAUGUGAUUCGAGCUACGACAAACUGGAAUUAUCUUGUCUUUGUCCGAGUUAUCAAAGAAAGAUUAAGAAAAAAGUCUGAGUGUUGUAGAUAGGUGCAGUUUGAGGUGAAAAUAAUAGCCAACAAAACUCAAAUUGCAUAUUGUGAAGUGAUUUCUUGAGUGUUUCUUUUGUUUGUUUAAGUUUUCUUUGAAAUUUUCUUAUUUUUAAAUAUGCAGGAAUAAAAAGGAUUGAGUUGUUAGUUACGCCGAAACUUUUGACACAAUAAAAGCUCCCAAACUGUCUCCAAGCUCAAUCAUGAAGCUAUUAACUACUUUAAAAUCGUUUUUAUACUAUAUUAUUUUAUUGCUAUUACAAUCAGCUGCUUGUGAAGAACAUUAUAAAAAAAUAUCUGUUCAAAUUUAUUCAGAUGAUGUAUCAAAUAAUAAUAAUAGUCUAUCAAUAUUAAACCAGCUUACAGAUACACCCUACAUCCGCCAUAAAGAACCUUAUAAACCAAAAGGGGAAAGGUAUUUAGACAAUUCCCUGUUUGAUAUAAAUCCAAAAUACUGUAGAAGAAAUGCCAGUUGUGAAACUCUGCAAUAUGGGAAUUGUAUGGGAGCCAAACUGCCUUAUCACACUACAACAUUGGACCUUACUGAUUUAAACAGUCAGGCCAUGGUACAGGAAAAACUUCAAAUGUAUGAGCAGUAUUUACGUUACAUACCAAAAUGCUGGGCAGUUAUACAACCAUUUUUGUGUGCUUUAUAUAUGCCAAAAUGUGAUAAUGGUACUGUUGACCUACCUUCACGGGAAAUGUGCAAAAUUACAUUGCAGCCAUGCAAGAUCAUUUAUAACAGUACAGUAUUCCCUGAGUUUUUUAACUGUGAAGAUGAAAGGUUAUUUCCAUCAAAAUGUAGGAAUGAAAUACAUGAUAUGAAGUUUAAUAUUACAGGAUAUUGCAUGGAUCCUUUGACAAAAACUGAUAAGCCAGAUUGGUGGUUUAAAGAUAUUGAAGGAUGUGGUCUGCAUUGUAAAGACACUAAAUAUACAGAAAAUGAGCAUUACCAAAUUCAUAAAUUGAUUACAUAUUGUGUACUACUUUGCAUUAUCUUAAAUAUCUUUACAGUAACAACUUUCUUAAUUGAUUGGAAGACUGCAAAUAGAUAUCCAGCCAAAGGAAUAUUUUAUGUUAAUAUCUGUUUUGCUAUUUCUUAUGGAGGCUAUUUGAUGCAGUUUUUAGGUUAUGACACCAGAGAAGAUAUUGUAUGCAAAAAAGAUGGUACUUUAAGAAAAUCAGAACCAAGUGCCACAGAAAACUUAUCCUGUGUCAUUGUUUUUUUUAUGGUUUAUUAUUUUUUAAUAGCUGGGCUGGUUUGGUUUAUGAUUUUUAGCUAUGCUUGGUACAUGAGUUCUUUGCAAGCUCUUGGUAAAAUUCAGGAUAGGGUUGAUAAGAAACAUGCCUAUUUCCAUUUAGCAGCUUGGAGUUUACCUUUAAUGCUAACCAUUACAACAAUGGCUAUAGGGGAAAUAGAUGGAGAUUACAUAACAGGCAUCUGCUUUGUUGGCUUUGCUAAUAUGGCUGCUAGAGCUGGAUUAUUCUUAGCUCCUUUAGUUGCCACCAUGUUAGUUUCUAUUUAUAUUAUUGUCAGGGGUUUGAUGCUUUUAAUAAAAGUGAAAAUAGAAAGCCGGGAGGUAAUUUCUCAGCAUUCAGCCCGGAAAAUACAGUCAAAUAUUGUUAGAAUGACUGUUUUCACCAUUUUUAUGGUGGUGUUCUGUAUAGUUACCAUUGGUUACCAUAUUUAUGUAGCAUCAAAUAAUGACUUGUGGGUCCUAAGUUUGGAGAAAUAUAUUUUGUGUAAACUUACAAGUUUCAGCACAGACUACUCUCAUUGCAAGCAAACCGAACGACCUAGCGUUGCAAUGCUACAAUUGCAACUAUUAGCAGUUUUUGGUAAAGGAAUAGCGAUGGCAUCCUGGGUUUGGUGUGAUGCCACCCUACAUGCAUGGGGAAGAUACAUCAGAAAAAAAUUUCACUGUGAAGUAGAAGAACCAAUGAAGAUUCAGAAACACAAGAUAAUAGCUCGUGCUUUUGCGGGGAGGCAGAAGUUUAAUGCAGGCGAUAAAGUGUCGGUUUUUAGUCAGAACCAUACUGAUCCCGUAGGGCUGCGAUUUGAGUUAAAUAGUGCCGCUAGCAAUGAACUGAGUACCACCUGGGCAAAAAACUUGCCCAGAUUAGUGAAUAGGCGCCUGGCUGUUCCCAAUGACGUUGGAGUGGAUAACAGUUAUAAUCAGAGCAUUGAUAGUGAUUAUAGUGUCAAUUAUAGGCAUGUAAGUAUUGAAUCCAGAAGAAAUUCAGGAGACAGCCAAGUAUCUGUCCAAAUAGCCGAGUUAAAGGCUACCAAACGUGUAAAAGGCAGAAGAACAAGACGAAAUGAAAAACAUCAGUUUAGAAGAAACUCAAGACAUAUUGGCAAUUAUAAUUCAAGAGGUCCUUCUCGCGCCAACACAAAACGGGGUAGCAGCACUAGUCUCGAUUCUCAUUUACAAAUGUUAACUGCACUGACCAAUGGUACGGACGUACCCAACUUUGCUCCAAAUCUUAACAGAAGGACCGCAACUGCUGGAUUGGACGGAACUAAUAUUGGUCAACUAAUUGCUAAGGGAAAAUUCGUUUUGCCAUCAUCUCCUCUUACGUGUUCAGAAGACGAGAAUGUUUCUGUUACGAUCUCAGAAAGGGCCGUUAAUAUGAGACUCGCAAAUCAAAACCUCGACCUGAACGAUCAAAUUACUAUUAAGCAAUUGCGAAGAGGCUUAAAUAUUCGACAAGUGAGUUCCUCCGAGAGUGAGGAGGAGAAGAUGAGCAAUAAAGACUAUGAGCAGGAAAAGCGUUAUUCGAGAAGUGGAAGGGAUUCUCAUUCUAGUAAAAAGUCGAAGCGGUCUAGGAGAUCUCGAAAAAAAUACAGCUCCGAUUCGGGUUCGUGCGAGGCUCGCCAUCAAAAAGGCCACCACAGCGACAGUUCCAGCUGCCCGGAGAUCAAACAGUUGCAAAAUGCCCAGAGCUCUCUCAAUUCGACUGUAAGCGUCGGAUUUGAAAAAAAUCGCGGUUCACGACAGUCCAAAACUUCCAUGGAUGUAGCCGUCCAGGCGAACGCGCAUGAUCUCGAUCUAGAGAUGAACAAUAAAGCCAAUGAGGAGGAGAAAAUCUCUAAGAGUAAACAAGCGAAGACGAGGGAGAACAAGAAGUACCGCAGAGCAAGCAAAUAUGGCAGCGAUGUGGAUUCGAGUAAAAAUUUAGAGAAAAUAUCCAGGUCGAAGGAGAAAUAUAAGUAUGAUGGGACUGGUGAGGAGAAAUAUAGACUGUUAAGAGAUAAUAGAAAGUGUUCAGAAAACAGCGAAGAGGAAACGCUUAUUGUAGAAAAGAAUAAGGUUGUUAUGAAGAAACAUAGAGAGGCUGGAGUCAAGUACUGAUGUGCAAUUUUUACAGGUAAUUUUUAAGGUACUUAAUUCAUUUGCCAGUAAGUACCCUUGAUAAAUGGCAAUCAAUAUGUGGAAAAGUAAAAACAAUUUAAAAGUGAUAAACAUAUUUUUUAAGGGAUUGUAAUAUUUGGAUGAGGUAUAAAAGUUAUAGAACAUGACGAAAAAAAAUAGCAAUAUAUCAAAAAAUUCUAUCUCACACAGAGAAGUAGACUAUGUAGUAGAUAAAGUACAAUAGAGUUUGUAAACUUUAAGCUCAGUUACCAUCAGGGCGCAAAAAAUACAAGCCAAGUUUGUAACUUAAGCCAAAAUCAAAAUACUUCUUGUUAACAACAAUUAAUUUUUCUUCUUUGCAAAAAAACACCACUUCUUUGUAAAAAGAACCAUAUCCUGAUAUGGUCUUUGCAAAUUAAAAUAAAGAUAAAUCAUUUCCGUUUAAUCAGGGAGCAAAAUCUGAUACAAUAAGAACUAACCCCAUAAAAAAUAUGUCAAUAAAAAUAUAUGAAAUCUAUAAUCAGUAAUUUACACAAUAAUGCAUAUAAAAACUAAUCAUCAAUAUUAAUAACAAUGUUGAUAAACUAAUAAAUGCAAGUAAUUAUGGAUGUCUCUUUACUGAUAUUCUGGUAAAAAUAUUAUUUAAUUAUUUAAAUUAAUGCUAAAAAAUCUUCUCACCUUAGUGCGAACACGAGUUGAAUGCUUUUGGGGGAAGGCCAUUUUAGAGUGUGGUGUUCGUUUUUACCUAUCAGGCUGCUUAUGUAACAUGGUUAUAGAAAUUCUAUAAUAAUAUAAUAAUAUAAAAUAAUACAAAACUCCGAGUCCAAGAAAUCAUUUGUACCCAUAUUAAUUACAGAGAACUUUCGAGAGCUAAUUCUUACAAGUUGCCCUUGGAGUGGUUAUCUAUCAAAAGCAGCUUCCUUUUUUUGCCUCUCAAUUAAUACAAUGUCAGUAUCUGCUUUAAGAUGUAUGUGCCCUCUUAGUAGGUGUUUAUGGUUGAUGAUUUUAAGCUUUGGGCAAAUAGAAACAAUGUAAAGAUAACACAUCACAGUCAUUAAAUUCCUAUUCUGGGAAGGACAGUUGUCUGAUCAUAUUGCCAACUCUUCAAUUUGAUUAUCUAGAGGGGAAAUUAAUAGUCAUUUUAAAAUAAAAUUAAAGACGAAAUUUCGUUUCCACAUCUAGCAGAAACAGUCUCAUCCCACAUCAUACAAAGGGUGUUAUUAAUGGUUGAGCUAUGAAUUGUAAGGUUCAAUGUUUAAGGGAGUAGAAGCUUUGUGCAUUUUUGAGGAAUGAAAUUGGCAAACAUUUUUCAUGAUCAAUCGUAAUAACUUUUUUGUUUUUCGUAUUUUUAGCAGCUCUUUGUUACUAAUAGGCAUCACAGGUGUUUUAAAUAUUAGGCUAAACUGAGAAUAUAUAAUUCUAUAAAGCCACAACUUUCCAAUUUGGCCAAGCGGGAAUUUUUCCGCUAUACACUGGUCAGAGUAAAGUGGGUGUAUUUUAAUCACAUUUAGGUCACAUUCAUGUUAUUUUGUCGAAUUUCAUCCGGUACUUUAUUCUGAGACCUAUGACCUUUCCAACCUGCAAUGGUUUUUCGAAGGGAUAAUCUGCAAAAUUUUGAGAUAUGUCCAAAAUUUCAGGGAUUUUUUUUAAAUUCUUCUAAAUGGGGUUUCAAGUUAAAGAAUAGAAGUAUGUAGCAGCUCUUUUACCUUCUCUAGCUCCAUUUCGGACCGCUGUCACUGACUGUACCUGGGUUUCUUCUAUACAAGCUGCUAUAAACGGUCUCUUUCUAUCGUAAACAAUAUCGUUAUUCCAAAAUUACUUUUAAAAUAUUAUACGCUCUUUCUCGAAAAUAACUUCGAAAAUAACCCAAACAUUUAAGCUUACGGGUUUCUUUGCAUUUUGCCUUUAGUUGUCUAGCACGAACUGAUGUUUUUCUACUAGAGAUAUAUACUUUUCCACAAGUUCCUGCUUGUUGUCUUACAUUUGUUUUUAUAUUCUGAAUCAUUCUUUACUCUCUUUUUUCCCUUUUUAAUGUUUAUGCUGCUCCGAUUUUCAUUGAAAACAUCAUGAAUAUUUUCGUUCUGAUUCUUAAUAUAAUUAUCUUCAGCAUCUGACUCAGAAAGAGAUCAUUUUCUAUGUCACUAUGGUCAGUACAAAGUCCUACGUCGGCAUAAUUUUUGGUCUGCAUUUCAUUUACUGGUUGCAGGGAUUCUGUAGUAAAAGCAUGCUCAACGGGGAUGUCUAAUACUUCGUAGGGUUUUUGCAGAAUAUUCAUUAAAUGUCAUGAAUAUUUGGCACUUGACCAUCAGUAGCUUCUGCAAAAAUAAACUUUAUUAAUGGGCAGACAGUAAAAAAGUUUUCUUAGUUACUUUCUUCACAAGAAGUAGAAGUCAUCGUAGGUUUCGCACUCGAUAAUUGAUCUGUAGUAUCUCCCAUCAUAAAGGUCAUCAACAAUAUCUAUCGGCAUAUCAAGAAUAGGAAUUUCUUCUCAAUUGCCUGUAAAAACAAAACAUGGACUCUCUAAUUGCAAAGAUACUUUUUAUUAACUUAAUAUUAUCUAUUAUUUUGAACUUGGCUUAUGAAUGUAUGUUAAGACCUUGCUAAAAUGAAUAAUUUAUACUUACUUAAUGUAGUAGAGUAACCUAAAUCGGUGACAGUACUGAUAUCCAGAAAUUUUGUUGAAGUAAUGCAGGUCACAACUGGAAAAAUCAAAUGUUUCUAUAUCUGAAAAUUAUUAUGUAACAAUAAAAUUUAUUUCAAAUAGAUAUAGUGAUUUGUUGGGUAUUUUACUAUAGUUGUUUUAUAAUUACCUUAAUUCGAUGGUGAAAUUCAUAUUGUAGAUUUCUUGCUUAUUUGUAUUUAAUUACUAUUUAAAACAAAAUUAUUUAAAGAAUUAGGAUUUUCCAAAAUAGAAUUUUGUUUAUAUAUGCAUAUAUAGGUAUAUAUAUAUAUAUAUGUGUAAAAGAAAAAAAUCUAUAUUCCCUAUUUGUUUCGUUAAAAAAAGGCAACUUUUCGCAUUUAUUAUAUAAAUUACUAUUUUAGUUACUUAUUUAUAAUACAAGUGUUACAUAAAGGAAAACUUACAUUUUCAUAAAAAACAGAUGCCCUGGUUCCUAUUGAUCAAUAAAUAUUGAAAGCAAUAAUAAUUAGCAUGCUUAUGUCUACUUCUUGUAGGCAAGGAAAUUCUUAGAAAGGUAUUUGGACUUUUGUUUACACAUUAGGUGUAAGUUUUGGGAUAGGUUAAUGAAAUCUGAAUAGGCUAUAGAAUAAUAUAAUAAGAGGCUUUUGAAUAAUUAUAACAAACUUUUCUGUAGUAACGUUUUGAGGUUAUACUACAAAUUACCUUUUUGCUCACUACUUAGUUUAUUAUUUACUUCAUCUUCAUUCUUAUUUAUUGUCCUAUUUGACGCCAAAUUGUCUAUAUGAAUAAUUCUUAACGAUCUGUGAGACAUUGUCAAUCUAUAAUUUUAAAUAUUUUGCGUAAUAAUAAUUUUAAAAGUUUUACGUAGCACCAAAGCCGCAUCUAACCACAACGAACAAUAAAAAAAACUGCAGAUUAUAGAUGCUAUGUAUUGUUUUUUUUUGGGGAGUUUUUCAUAAGGGCAGUAAAUGCAUAUCUGGGCGAUGCUCUAUGGUACUUAACCAGAAGGGUUUAACGCCAUUUAGACCAGAUGACACUUGUAGAGUAUUUAUUUCUUAAUUUGUAAUGUAAAUAACAAAAGGCUAUUUUAUCUUUUAGGAAAGUAUUUUUAAUAUUAUUGGAUUAUUUAAAGAGUUCCUUUAGCGUAAUAUGUAAGUAUGCUACUUAAUAUCUAAAUAAGUUUUUGAAAUGUAAGCUUAAAAUACUUUCCAGUGUUUAUUUUAUGAACCUCAUAAUACUCCAUAGCUUUAGAAUGACAUAUAAUCUAAAUUAAUAGCAUAUAUUUAUUGUAAUACCUAUUUUUAUAUUUUUACACCAAUUUUAUAUAGUUACAGGUUGUACAGGUUGUAUAUAUAAUUUUGUAAAUCGACAGUUUUGAUAAAAAAUAAAAUUUACUGUUGUGUAAAAUUGA